AUGCCCAUGAUCAUUUCCCUGGUUAAUCAGCUUGCCGCGCGACACAACAGCGGCGGUGACACCAGCCACACCGAGGACGCCGCGGAGCGCGUCUCACGCCUGUUCCUCGUUGCCUGCGACUUGAUGGGCGCUUUCUGUCCCGCGGACCUGCACCAGCACCUAGAGGACAUGAUGACGCGCCAGUGGGCGGCGCUGCUUCACGGCGAGAGCUUUCAGGCCUCGCCUCCAGCGUCAUCAAAUACCCCCGAGCCAGCAACGUCGUCACACUUGUCUCCUUCAUCCGACUAUGUGCCAACGCUCAUCGCCGCCUCCGGUGCGCUCUUGGGCUACGCACGCACCCAUAUCGAGGAGUUCAGAGCUUGCGGUGUAGGUCGGGAGUGGAUCGAUGGUGUGUGCGAUCGUUGGCAGUCGAACGUGCUUCAGCUGCUGAGCGCGCAUCCGCCAUUUUCUACGGAGGCGCGCACGGCUGUCUGCUACACUGUGGCGCAGCUGUCCUUGCUACCGAGCCACUGUUGCGAGCAGGUACUGCAAGCUGCGUUUGAAGCAUUAGAGGCGGGGCGCGAAGAUGGUCUGAACGCAAACAUUGCCGUGGAACUACUCGGCCAGAUCGCAUCACUCAUGGUGGUGUGUAAGCCGUUCCAGCUGCACGGCCUCGCCCUCGAGGACCCUACUACUACUGCUGCUGCCGCAACUACUGCCAAAGGCGGUGCAACAGGCAAGAAGGGCGCAGGGUCGACGGUGGAGGCUCAGACAGAGAAGCCGUCGAGGUUGUCGACGCAGCGGCCAGCAGUGGACGGCGCUGGCGCUGGUGCCAGUGCAUUCAGUCGAGCUACCAUUGUUUCGGAGCCGCCGACUGCGAACUGCAGCACCAUUCCCUCCUGCUACCCCUUUCCGUCUAUCGAGCGAGUCGAGGAACUGAAGGUGUCCCUCAUCCAAUGCUGCCUCGUCUCUCUCGGGGCCACGGUGACUGAGGCAGGUACUGUGACCAGUACCGCCGUGCCAGCAACGCGUACGUAUCAGGGACGGCAGCGGCAUCGUACCGUACCCAUGGCGCUGGUUUGCCAGCGUGUGCUCAUUCCACUGCUGCUACUCGACGGGAGUCAAGGGCUGGAGCAGUACGAGCAUAUUGUGCACGAUCUCCUGCGCACGCUCGCAAGCUGCUCUGGUACUUCGCCGACGACGGCGUCCGUCUCACCGGCCUCCCCAGGACACACACGAGGUGCUGCUGCUGAGGACGCCGCGCUGCUGUCCCAUGAGGAUCACUGUGACGAGGUUGUGCUGCUGAUUGCCGCGUUGUUUGAUUUCCUCUUCCGACAGCCUUCCCUCAACCCCUGCACGGACUUCCGUUUCUCUGAGUUUCUCUGGACGUUGCUGAGUAGCGCGCUGCAUCAAAGUCUAACAGUCACCAAAACAGACGCCGGCCACCGCGCGAACAUGCAGCUGCGCGUCGAGUACCUUUUGAAGCGCAUUGUCCACAUGACGAAGCAGCAGCAGCAGGAGCUGAGCACCGGUGCGGCGUGUGCAGCCUUGCCGCCCAUCAUUGAGUUUCACCCUCUCUUCCACUGGUACACCGCCACUAGCAGCAGUGGCGACUGCGCAGCCGGCGAGAAACGAAGCAGCGCAGCCGCCGCAAGUGGCGACUCGCUCAGUGCCACCACAUGGGAGAACUUCUUCUUGGUUCUGGAGUCACUCAACGAGUACGGCUGGCACAUUAUCGAGCCUGUGAUGGCCCGCCUGGACGCCCUCGUCGCGCAGCUAGAUAAUCGGCUGAAGAGUGCCGAGGCGCCACACGACACGGCAGCGGCAUCGACGGUAGGCGUGAACAGUGCGGCGCUGCACCCGCGGUGGGUUGAAAUGCUGCUGCUGAAGUUCAUCCUGCACCCAAACCUCGGGGUGCGCAAGGUGGGCCUGCGGCGUAUAUGGGCGCUGCCGUCGCGUGUGCUGCGAUCGCUCUCCUCGAGCUUUCUUUUCCAGUACGCUUUCCAGAGCGCGUCGGAUCCGCGGCUGUGCUGCGGCAUCGACCGCGUUCCCAUCACAGCGUCGUUUCUGGACACCAAGUCGUUCGAGGGGACGGAGGUGAAGGCUGUGCCGGAUGUGGAGCCGCUUGCACAGGAGGUGGAGCGCUUCUACGCGUCACUCUUUUCCCACCGCUGGUCUUCCAGCGACGACGGCCCCGCUAUGGAGGGCCGCAUCGAUGCUCUGCGUCGCAUGCUGGACACGGCGAUCAAAAAACCGCCCCGCUUCACUGUGUGCGUGCUGGCGCGUGCGCUGCUUGCCAUCGCGAAUGCUUUUCUGGACAACGGCAUCAAUGCGGAGGCUGUCCUACUCGAUGAAGGGGUAUUGGAACGUCUGCACCACUUCCUGCGUGACUCCGUGCAGGAGAACAUUCCGUUCUGGCUGGAUGUGCGUGUGACAGUCAUUCUUUUCGCGGCCCUCACGACGUUUGCGGCUGCGACGGCGUCGCCGCGUCGCUGUCGGCUGCACCCGUCCUUUUGGCGUCUCUACUGCAUGUGUGGCCCCCUCGGGGAGUCGGGAGGCCACAGCAUCGCGAGCAUGGACGCGUGUGGGCAGUACGGCCUCGUCGGCGCGUCUGUUGAGGAGCGCUUUCUUCAGCACUGGCUUGUGCAGCUCAGCGUGCAACAACAGCAGGAACCGAUGCGGCGAGUCAAGUUCGGCGGGGCGGCGCCUUCACUCGUGGAGGCGCUACUGGACGUAGAGGGACUGCUCUGCCGCGUUGAGGCACUACUACAGACGCCACCAGAACUUGAUUCACAUGAGGCAGUGAACGUUGUGCCAGCCAAGGAAACGUUCUUCCUAGUUGGCACUCUCACUCGCACCGGUUCCGCCCGUCAUGCUGAGCUCGUGCGAGCCAUUGGUGAUCGCAUUGCAACCACAAUAGCGUCGCUGCAGACGCGCGCCUACUGCACUGCUGCACAAGUGCUGACAAGCGUGGCGUGCCUGGUAGAGUUUCAGCACAGUGUUGGCGCUGCCGUGUGCGCGCAGCUAUGGCCAGUGAGCACGACACUGCAGUCCAUGUCUUCUGCUUUGCACGGGCACAUUAUGGCAGCUCUGCAGGCGAGCUUACGCAGCAUCCGCGAGGCUGCAGAGGCGCCGCGACAGGAGGGCCCACGCUACUCGCUGUUCGAAGAUGAAAUGUGCGACGAAGUGGACAUAUCUUGGUCGCUCAUGAACACCGCAAACUUGGACGUGGUGGCUGCUGGCGUAACCGCUCUCAAUGCAAUUGCAUGCGCUUCAGCGACACGCGUAUCGGCCACCGCUGCGGCUGCCGCUGCUGAGGUGCUGCAUGUCCCGCAGCACGUGCAACAGCUGAUGUGUCUCCUCCGAGAGUGCACCACGGCUUACGAGGCCACGUAUGCGCCAGGUGCCAGCACCGCUGUCGACGAGAAGGCGAGGCAGAAGCGACUUGCGGUGCUGCUGAUUGUUGGCCGCAACGUAACUCGCUUACUGCAGAGUGAGUUGUGCGGGUGUCUUUCUGUGAAGCACGAGGAGAGUACCACGCGGCAGGCGCCGCUCGAUGGAGACCUCGACCUGGUGGCACAGCGGUGCCUUCUAUUCCCGAGUGCUCUGCCGACGUGCCGAGAGGCGCCACCAUUCUCUGCCGCCGCCAGUUCCCGCUGCCCCAUCGCCAUGCUGUUGCCGCAGGACGUGCUAGAGGUGUACGUCGACCAGCUCAUGGCGCUUCCAUCGCAGCGCGUCCCAUCGGGUGCCGUCCCCAGUGCGUUGUCGAACCUGCCGUGGCCUACGCUGCUCAGUCAGCAGGGUCGUUACGUGUGCAACGCGCUGUAUGUCCUUCUUCUGUGCCUGACUGCUGCUGAACAGGAGCACACUAGUGCUGAAGCCUCGAAUCCGACGAGGACGUUUCCUGGCCUUGUGGGGCGCGUGCAGAACUAUGCCCUGGGCCAGCUCGGUGAGUGCUGGACCAUGAACCUUGCCAGCGUGUACGAUUUGCUGUUCUGGGUGGCGUCCUCGAAUAUGCCAGAGGUAGUGGAUUACGUCGCCAUCGCGAACGGCAUGUGGGAGCAUAUGCGAGAGGUUGGGGCGCGCCAGUACACGCGACUCGCUGCCCUUGCCUUCACGGUGCUGCACUACGUCAUGCCGCACCACCCUGGCUACGUGAAGGAGGUUCUUUUGCGAGUCCUCGAGGUCGAGGGCAAGGAUGCGCAGACGGCGGAUCGCGACGUCUACUUUGCCUCGAUGACGGCCUCGCUUCAGGUCCUGCACGACCCCGACAACAACUGGUCCGUGCUGCGCGAGGUGUUACUCUAUACUGCUGUGCUCUUCAAUACAAAUCGCGACGAGGAGGAGAACGAGUCAACGGUGGCCGUCACGGAGCCUCUUCUGUGGACGUGGCCGGAGGCGUUGCGCCUGUGCUACCCACCCACCACUUGCAUGUCUGCCGUAGGCCGCGCCAUGGCAGUGGCCACGCUGCUGUGGUGCUGCCAUCAGAACGUGUCGGGUCGUGCGGUGCCGCUCACGAUGGAGCUGCUGCGUAUGAACACGUGCCACCCGGUGGUGACACACGAGCCGUGCAUGCCGAACUCACGAACCCACCGCACCCGCAUGCGUCUGUGGCAGCUCCUCUGCGCGCUACUGCCUUGCUUGGCUGACGAGCAGUCCGUACCACCUACUCAGGUGGUGGAGGUGUUUCGCGUGCUUGUGCGGCACUGCUUGACGGUGAACAACAUGGGGAGCAUCCGGCGGCUGAUGGAGCUGUACGGGAUUCGGCUUAUGGAGCAGCGACCCUCUCUCUACACCGUCUUGAGUGAGGCCCUUGGCAGCUACAGCCUUCGUCCUCAGGUGUGCGGGAGCUACCUUCUCAUUGCUUGUCACUCGCUGCUGCGGCAAGAAGGGGCCGGUUGCAUCAAGGAGUCUGCGUCCGCGACAGCAGGUGACGAGGCGCUCGCCUCUGACAUCUUUACCUCCCUCUUUCCACACAUUCUGCAGCAGAGCACGUCGAACCAGCACCUCCUGCGCAUAAUUAGUCACAUCGGGCUUUUCAACAUCUGCCAGCGCCGCCUCGCGCGCGGGCGCCCCAUCUCGCCUGCCGUGGCGGCUAUCUACGACUACGUACGCCAUGCCCCAGAGCACGCGAAGUUUCGUGAGAAACACGAGCACAUGCUCUUCUUCGACACGGAGGAGGCGAGCAGCCCUCGCAGCCUCUUCUGCGUCCAGCGCAAGGAGGCGAACACAGUACUGACGGAGGUUCUGCCAGCUGCUGCUUUCGAGCGGCUGCGUUUUGUGGAGACAGAGAUGUGCUGCAUGAUUGGUGCCCUCUACCCCAUGGAGCUGCUGCGCGUGCACGACUGGUGUGCAAGUUUGAGGGUGCAGGAGCUGGUGUCCGUCUUGAAGGGUUUUAGAGGCAUACCUCACACAAGCACGCCGUCAGAGUACUAUGUGGACUACACACGAGAGGCGACGAAGCUGCUGACGCGCGAUCCGAUGCCCGAGGUGACUGCCGCUGCCGCUACUGCGAGGUCCACCGGGAUCGGUGCUAGCGAUGAGGCAGGCGGUGUGGACGCAGCCACGGCGAACGUGCAGAAAAAGGUGUCAUCGUGGUGGACAAGCGAGGUGUACAACGAGCUGCACCCACGUGCGCUGCGCACCCAGAAGCAGUCCAUUAUUGUUGUCGGUUCGCUGCUGGAGAAUCCGGUGAACAUUGCCGGCUUGUGCCGCUGCGGCGAAAUCUUCGCUGUCCAGUCGAUUGUCGUGCCGGAUAAGAGGGUUUUUGAGCAUCCGCACUUUGUGGCAGCAGCGCGCAGCGCAGAGCUUUGGAUACCGUGGGAGGAGGUCAUGCCAAAGGACCUGCCUUGCUACCUCGAGGGUCUGCGGCGUCGUGGCUACAUGGUUGUCGGCAUCGAGCAGACGGCGGCGAGCGUGUCGAUGGAGCACUUUUCCUUUCCGAAGCGGUGUGCGGUGGUGCUUGGCGCGGAGGGCCAGGGUGUGCCAGCCCCGCUUAUUCCCUUGCUCGACGUCUGCGUUGAGAUUCCGCAGUACGGGCUCAUCCGCUCGCUGAACGUGCACGUAGCAGGUGCUGUUAUCAUGUACGAGUACACUCGGCAGCACCUGAUGGCCAAGCCGCAUCUCUCCGCGUGA
This is a messenger RNA of Leishmania braziliensis MHOM/BR/75/M2904, 6114 nucleotides long. RefSeq lists its product as hypothetical. The transcript has a single exon. The record is from RefSeq and is a predicted model, not a curated record. Gene Ontology annotation, molecular function: tRNA (guanine) methyltransferase activity; RNA binding. The coding region runs from base 1 to 6114 and encodes 2037 amino acids. Lineage: Eukaryota; Euglenozoa; Kinetoplastea; Trypanosomatida; Trypanosomatidae. Gene Ontology annotation, biological process: tRNA methylation.